This is a messenger RNA of Varanus komodoensis (Komodo dragon), 5509 nucleotides long. RefSeq names its product ATPase phospholipid transporting 8B1 (gene ATP8B1). The transcript is spliced from 28 exons. Gene Ontology annotation, biological process: Golgi organization; phospholipid translocation. NCBI's taxonomy places the organism in Eukaryota, Metazoa, Chordata, Lepidosauria, Squamata, Varanidae. Bases 90 to 3845 code for a protein of 1251 amino acids. Gene Ontology annotation, cellular component: plasma membrane. The record is from RefSeq and is a predicted model, not a curated record. Gene Ontology annotation, molecular function: ATPase-coupled intramembrane lipid carrier activity; magnesium ion binding; ATP binding.
GGUGGGGAGCGCAGCAUGAAAGCCAGCUGAGCAGAGCACCAGCCUCACCUGGGAUCCCGCCUGGAGACCGAGAGGGAACUGCCUGCAGGAUGAAUUCAGAAAGAGACUCAGAAACUACCUUUGACGAGGAUUCCCGGCCCAAUGAUGAAGAGGUGCCCUACAGUGACGAUGAGACCGAAGAUGAACUGGAUGUUCAGUCCAGUGUUGAGCCCGAGCAAAACCGCAUCAACCAAGAAGUGGAAGUGACCCGCGAGACCCUUAGAAAAGACUGCAGUUGGCUAGUUAAAGCAAAUGACAGAGAAUUCUACGAACAGCCCCAGUUUCAGCAAACAAUGUAUCUGUGCCUUCAGAAAAGUAAAUAUGCAGGGAAUGCAAUUAAAACCUACAAGUAUAAUCCAAUAACCUUCCUGCCGCUAAAUUUAUUUGAACAGUUUAAAAGGGCAGCCAACUUUUAUUUCCUGGUUCUACUUAUUUUACAGUCAAUUCCUCAGAUAACUACUCUAUCAUGGUAUACAACUCUGAUCCCUUUACUCUUGGUUCUGGGCAUCACCGCCGUUAAAGAUCUCGUGGACGACAUCGCUCGACAUCGGAUGGACAAUGAAAUUAAUAACCGCACAUGUGAUGUAAUCAAAGAGGGAAGGUUCAAAAGUACAAAAUGGAAAGAUAUUAAAGUUGGUGAUGUCAUCCGUCUGGAGAAAAAUGGCUUUGUUCCUGCUGAUAUUCUGCUGCUUUCCAGUUCAGAACCUAACAGCCUUUGUUAUGUAGAGACAGCUGAAUUGGAUGGUGAAACCAACUUAAAGUUCAAAAUGUCACUGGAGGUUACAGACCGAUUCCUUCAAGAAGAAAGUGCACUGGCAGCUUUUGAUGGCUUGAUAGAAUGUGAGGAACCCAACAACCGGCUCGAUAAAUUCACAGGAACUUUGAAAUGGAGGGGAAGGUGUUAUCCUUUGGACGCUGACAAAAUCUUGUUACGUGGGUGUAAAAUACGGAACACAGAUGUGUGUCACGGACUCGUCAUAUUUGCAGGGGCAGACACAAAAAUAAUGAAAAACAGUGGAAAAACACGGUUCAAAAGGACUAAAAUCGACUCCCUUAUGAAUUACAUGGUUUAUACGAUCUUUGUUUUGCUCAUCUUGGUUUCUGCUGGUCUGGCCAUUGGACACACUUACUGGGAACAGCAGAUUGGGAACGUGUCUUGGUACCUCUACGAUGGAGAAGAUUACUCCCCUUCUCACCGUGGCUUCCUUAACUUUUGGGGCUACAUCAUUGUUCUUAACACAAUGGUUCCCAUCUCCCUCUAUGUGAGUGUUGAAGUCAUCCGUUUGGGCCAAAGCUAUUUCAUCAACUGGGACUUGCAAAUGUAUUAUCCAGAGAAGGAUACAGCUGCUAAGGCCAGAACAACCACACUGAAUGAACAGCUUGGACAGAUCCAUUAUAUCUUCUCAGACAAGACGGGAACGCUGACGCAGAACAUCAUGACAUUCAAGAAGUGUUGCAUAAAUGGACAAACCUACGGAGAAAGCAGAGAUAAAGCAGGACAAGAACAUUAUCGUCCUGAGCAAGUUGACUUCAGCUGGAAUAUGUAUGCAGACGGGAAGCUCACCUUUUUUGAUCAUUAUCUGAUUGAGCAAAUUAAGUCCAGGAAGGAACCUGAAAUCCAGCAGUUCUUCUUCCUGCUUGCAAUUUGCCACACGGUGAUGGUGGAUGCUAGUGAAGGAGAACUCGGUUAUCAGGCGGCCUCCCCUGACGAAGGAGCCUUGGUAACCGCUGCCAGGAACUUUGGUUUUGUUUUCCUUUCACGGACACAAAAUACUAUUACCAUCAGUGAAAUGGGAGUCAUAACAACGUACGAAGUUCUUGCCAUUUUGGACUUCAACAGCGACAGAAAACGGAUGUCUGUUAUCGUUAGAGACCCAAAUGGAGCCAUCAGGCUGUACUGUAAAGGGGCGGAUACCGUGAUUUUUGAACGACUUCAUCCAGAGAAUCCUAAAAAGCAGGAUACAGAAGAAGCACUGGAUGUAUUUGCAAACGAAACCCUUAGAACACUCUGCCUUUCCUACAAGGACAUUAGCAAUGAGGAGUAUGAAGCAUGGAAUAAAAAAUUCAUGGCAGCUAGUGUUGCUUCCAGGAACCGUGAGGAAGCUCUGGAUAAAGUAUAUGAAGAAAUUGAACAGAAUCUAAUUCUUUUGGGUGCCACCGCAAUCGAAGACAAAUUACAGGAUGGAGUUCCAGAAACAAUAUCCAAGCUGGCAAAGGCAGAUAUUAAAAUUUGGGUGUUGACAGGGGACAAAAAAGAAACGGCUGAAAAUAUUGGCUUUUCUUGUGACCUCCUAACAGAAGAAACUACUAUCUGCUAUGGGGAAGACAUCAGUGCUCUUCUGCAAACAAGAAUGGAAAACCAGAAGAACAGGAACGGACCUAAUGCAAAUUCUCAAACAGCCAAUGAGCCCUUUUUUCAGCCAGAUAGAAACCGCGCCUUAAUCAUCACUGGUUCUUGGCUGAACGAAAUUCUCUUGGAGAAGAAAAAGAAGAAAAAGAAACUCCUGAAACUGAAAUUUCCAAAAACGGUAGAAGAAAAGCAGAAGCAUAUGGAGAGUAAAAGAAGAAUAGAUUUGAACAAAGAGCAGCAGCAACGGAACUUUGUUGACUUAGCUUGUGAGUGCAGCGCAGUGAUCUGCUGCCGAGUGACACCCAAGCAGAAAGCCAUGGUGGUUGAGCUGGUGAAGAAAUACAAGAAAGCCAUAACUUUGGCCAUUGGUGAUGGUGCUAAUGAUGUGAAUAUGAUUAAAACUGCCCAUAUCGGUGUGGGAAUAAGUGGACAAGAAGGGAUGCAAGCGGUCAUGUCCAGUGACUAUUCUUUUGGCCAGUUCAGAUACCUCCAAAGGUUGUUGCUUGUCCAUGGUCGAUGGUCAUACAUAAGGAUGUGCAAGUUCCUUCGGUACUUCUUCUACAAAAACUUUGCAUUUACAUUAGUUCACUUCUGGUACUCCUUCUUCAACGGCUACUCUGCUCAGACAGCUUAUGAAGAUUGGUUUAUCACACUCUACAAUGUAUUAUAUUCCAGUCUUCCAGUUCUUCUUGUUGGAUUGCUUGACCAGGAUGUGAGUGACAAGCUGAGCCUGCGGUUUCCUACCUUGUAUAUAUCGGGACAGAAAGACUUGCUUUUUAACUACAAGAAGUUCUUCAUAAGCCUCCUGCAUGGUGUCAUAACAUCGCUAGUCAUUUUCUUCAUACCGUAUGGCGCUUACCUGCAAACCAUGGGCCAAGAUGGAGAAGCACCGUCGGAUUAUCAGUCAUUCGCUGUCACAGCAGCCUCUUCUCUCAUAAUUACAGUCAAUUUCCAGAUGGGUCUGGAUACAUCUUACUGGACGUUCGUUAAUGCCUUCUCAAUAUUUGGGAGUAUUGCACUUUACUUCGGUAUAACGUUUGAUCUGCAUAGUUCUGGGAUACAUGUCCUUUUCCCGGCAGCCUUUCAGUUUACAGGCACUGCUCCAAAUGCACUUCGGCAGCCUUAUACCUGGCUGACAAUAAUAUUAUCCGUGGCGUUUUGCUUGCUGCCUGUGAUUGCACUUCGUUUCUUGACAAUGACCAUUUGGCCCACAGAGAAUGAAAAGAUUCAGAAGAAUCGCAAAAAGUACAAAGCUGAAGAAGAGAAGUGGCAGCGAAGGCCGAGUGUCUUCCGUCGUGGGAUAUCCGGCCGCCGCUCCGCUUACGCCUUCUCUCAUCAGCGUGGCUACGCAGACUUGAUUGCUUCUGGUCGGAUCAUUCGUAAAAGACGAGGGUCUUUAAGCGCAGUGCUUGGCAGCAAACUGGCAGAAGUUAGACAAGCCGAAGAAAGCAGCUGAUGACUUCCCAAGUCCUAUGCGGAGCAGGAUUUUUUUUUUCAGCAGUUGCACAAAGUUUUUUAAUUUUUUAUUUGAUUUUUUACAAAAGACUCAGGAAUCCUUUUCUAAAAAAUAUGUGCAAGGUUGGAAGAGCCCCAUGCUUGGGAGUAUUGAACUGAAGAACUGCAUGGUGUUUUGAAAUCUUGAUUCGUAUAUAAAUACUUGUUCCGUGUGAAAUUGAAGGAUAUAAAUAAUCCAUGGACUUAAAACACUACAGUUGUAAGGUUUUUCUUAAAACUGCACUUAGAAUUUUAAGUCUUUUUUAUUGCAACCAUUAAAUACAUUUUUACUGACCUCAACACCAAAGAUGAACAGCUGAGAAGCAAAACAGUUAUUAUUCCAUUAAUUUAUUCAGCUGUAAUGGUGACUUUAAGAUAACCAAAGAUUUUUUGCCUUUUCUGUUAGCAUGGCGUACUGCAGUAUGGUUGUGUAAUUUUCAGAGAUUUGGGCAAGGAAAGGUAAAUAAUAGCAAAGUUAUUAAUUGAAUUUACCUCUCUCUAGAGACAUCAGGUUCCAUCCAAGAAUCUUUGCCAUAAGGAUUCAUGGACCUUCUUUGGGGCCAAGAGUUAAGUAGCAACAGGAAAUGGUGGGUUUUGGCUUUUGCCUGGCAACACAUUUUACACCACAGUCUUUUUGUGGUCCUUGAAUGUAUUCAAGAAAAAGUGAAGAGGUAAUACAUCAGUGAAAGGUUUAUUUUUGGCAUAGUUUCUGAGGAGGGGGAUGCGUUGAUUUCCUACUUCUGUAGUCUUUAUCAUGGUAGCUUACAAUUUAAUAGGGGUGAUUCUCAUGCAGCAUGUUUCGUACAUGGGAAUUAUUUUGUGUGGACACCAUCAUCCUUCGAAAGUGCAUACACUGUCCACCCCAUGGAGGAAUGGCAAAACAGGUAUGCAAGGUUCUUCACACACGGUAAUCUGUACAUGCAUAAGUGAGAUCCAAGUCAUGUGUGAAGCAGACUAAACUGAACAAAAUUAUUUUUCAUUGGGUGAUGGUUCAGAUUUAGGAUGAGUCAAAUUCACUAUGUUUUAAUAGUAAAAAUAGCUCUGUGUUUUGUUUUUGAAGCAUACCUCUUCACAGGUUUUGUGUUGGGACAUAUAAAUGGUUUACAUUUCAAAAAGUGUCAGCAAACACCAAUUUAUCUUGCUGAAUAUUAAUGAUAUUGUUCCUCAGUUUUGGAGGUAAACUAUGUAAGUUGGUAUUUCUGUUAGGAACAAUUGCAUUUGCUGUGUUGGAGCACAAACUUUGUGCAUCUGAGACUGCAGAUUCAAUUCUUGGGUAUUGGAAAAAUUCCUAUCUGCCAGGAUAGAUGAGCUGAUGGCCUGAUUCCGUAUAAAUCAGCUUCUGCGUUCCUACAAUUAUUAUUUAAUGUGGAAAAGUUUACACCUUUUCUUUUCAGUAAAUGUAGAAGAUUUUGUUCCACUUCAAGGAAUGAUUUCUCUCUUUUAAAGACAAGGAAGUGCUCGGCCACAUGUUUCAGGCAUUGAAUCUGGGUGCAAUAUUUACAAAUAUAAUGUGAUGAUUGAAAUGGAUGCUUUUCAUACUUUUAUCUGAAUUAUGGAGUGUAAAUAUGCUAUUUGUUAAAAGAUCUGAACUAUCAUAUGUAAAUAUUUUAUUUGUUAAAAAUUGUG